This is a messenger RNA of Caenorhabditis auriculariae, 9177 nucleotides long. The record is from the annotation of a GenBank genome assembly. Lineage: Eukaryota; Metazoa; Nematoda; Chromadorea; Rhabditida; Rhabditidae.
AUGUUACAUUCUUCAUUGACGUUGCACCUGAUCAUAUUUAGUAAGUAACUUUUCAAUAUAUGAGAAAUAUUAGCUCAUUUCCUUGAAUUAGUCAGUUAUUAAAAUCCAAAAAGUUCAAUGCCAGUCAUCUUUUUCAAAAAAAGACCCAAUUUUUCAUGUAGAUUGCUCAUAACAUAUUAUACAUCUAUGGGAUUAUCCCAUCAUAAGGCGUUUUUUUUUUUCAUUUAAAAUAUAAUGUCUGCCGUUUUUUUCCCCGUCAAGGAAGCCCUCAAUUUUCUUUUGGUCAACAAGAAUUAUUGCGAAAAAAAGGGCGAAUCUAGUGUGCUUUUUGCGAUUUUUCAGGCUAUUUUCUCCACUUGAUUGAUAGAAAAAAACGUGUAUUUUCUAUAAGAAAAAAAUAAAGAAAUUUCAAAAAAAUUACGAGGACCCAAAAAAAGCGUAUCAUUUCCCCAAAAAACAGCGUCGUCUUCUUUCUCAUCAAAGCUCAAAACCAUGAAUAAUUCCGAAAAUUCGAAAUGGAACUUCCAUUUAUUUUUUCCCCUCUCAACUGAACAUCAAUAUUUAAGCAGCGUUAAUCGUCUUUAUUUUUGAAAAAAACUUGUUUUUCGAUCUAUGAUGGUUUCGAAUUGCCAUUGAAUCAUAAGGAUAUUAUUUUUCUUCAAUAAUAUAUCCGGGGUCUCAAAUGAAACAGUGAAUUUGAUAUACUCCCCUGCGCACAUCCUCAUCAUCUUAGCUUUCGAAAAUGGAUAGUUGAAGCUUCAAAUGUCCAGGAAUUCAUGAAAAAUGAGUAUUUCACGAGAAAAAAGACUGGAAGAAAAAUCAAAAAAUUAUAAUUUAUUUCCGCUUUAAUCAAGCCUAAUGGGUAUUAAUUAUUAGAGCGAACUUGGAAGUCCUAAAAAGGCGAGGAUUAAUAUUAAAUGAAGUCAAAAAAAGAUAUCCUGGUCGAAAAAGUUCAUUUUUUUAAAAAGGAACGGCAGCUCUUUCAUAUGAAAAAUCUUUUUUUCGGCAAAACUCUUAAGUGAUCCCUAGAAUUGCUCAGAAACGUCCAGAGCUCGUUACCGAGGUUCGAAAAAAAUGUAUUGUUUAUCCAUGGAGCGCAUGAGUUUUAAGCUCAUGCGGCUAUUUCCACCAAUAAUUUUUCCUUUUUUUCAACUCCGACGAAAGAAAAAAAUAUUUCGACGGCUCACAAGUAAAUUAAUGAGAUUGUAGCAAGAAUAGGCUCGAGAGAAAAUAAAAGAUUGUAGGUAGAAUUUAAUAUUCUGCCGUGAAGUUCAUGUGAAAGUUAAUUCCUUCUUUCUCAACUUUGAAACAAAAAAAAAUUGAAAUGUGCAUAACUGGAAUACUUAGCUAUAGAGCGCACAAGAUCUGCUUGAAAGCGGCUUUUUUGUCUCCACUCAACUUCUCGAGACAAGUUCAAAAUCCAACUAGAAAAAAAAGAAGGAUUUUGGCGGCUCAAGAACAUCGGAGGGGCAAGAUUUGACUUUUUGAGAGAAACAAUCGAGUUGCCGAGGCCCUCGUCACUUUUGCCUUUCCUCCUUUCUCGUUGUCGGCUUUUCAUUCAGCAACGAGUUGCCCCCAAUUGUCAUCGACUCUCGACAUGCAAUCUUGACGCGAGAUUUCCCCAAAAAAAGAAGGAAAAAAAAAAGAACCGCCGGCUUUUUUUUUCUCGUCAAAGCAAUUUUGAAACCGACUAAAUACCUCUUAGCCCUUGUUCCGUGUUCGUUCAACCUUUAGGGAGAAAAAAAAAUUAGCAUAAAAGUUUUAAUAAUUCUUGAAUAGAUUAUUAGAUAUGAGAAGAAAAAAUGCGUUUACUUCAAAGUGCUCUCUAAUGGAGAACGUUUUCUUUGAAAAAAAAAUUCGUCACUUUAUUUGUUAGAUUUUGAAACUUUUUAUGGGUUCUGACAAGCCAGCACGCUUUGAAAAAUAAUGAAAAAAAGUUAAGUUAAGUUCAAAAAUAUAAAAUAAAAAAACUCGAAAAAUUUCAAAAAAAUUAACUUUUUAUCAAGGGAGUAUGUGUCAGUGAAAACAGAUGUUCAAAAAAAGCAAUUUUUUUCAAAAAUUUCGACCAAUUUUAUCAAUAGAGCGUUGUUGAAUGGAAAAAAAUAGCCGUUUUUGAUUUUAACCUUCUUGAAUGAAAAUCAUGAGAAUCAUGGGCGUUUUUUAAUCGAUAGAAUAUGUUUCAGGGAAAAAAGUAGAGGUUGAAGUUUAUAGGAUUUAAAAAAAGCAAUUUUUUUCAAAAUUUCAAUGAACUUUAGCAAUAGAGCGUUUUCUAGUGGGAAAAAAAUAGCCUCUUCCAUUUCUUAAAUAAAAAAAUCAAGAAAAAUUUUUUUAAUUCGCUCACAGACACAUAUGUGGCGUGGAAGAAGAAAACUAAGAAAAUUAUGUUUUCCUACACUUCGAUAAAGUUCCACUUUAAUCUAAAAAUAUUUUGGUCGAAUCGAAGAGAACUAGAAAAAAAAAAUCAUUUCGUGAUAUUUGCAGCUUCCUUAGGAUUAGAGGCGUUCAAAAAAAUCAAGUUAAUAUUUUCAACAACGUUCCUUUCUGAACAAUUUUUACUAUACUCUAGUCAGGCUGGCGUACUCCUUCACAAACUACAGUAUCCAAUUUUAGUGCUAACAAUUGGGCAAAACAUGGCGGAAGUCAUUUCGCCGUUCCGUUUGCAGUUUUUUUUCUCUCCUCCUCUUUCAUGUUGUCAAAAGGUCGGAAAUUCCUUUUUUGGAGGUUGUAACCAGCGGCCGGAGCUGCUUAACCCAAUUGCAUGAAUGUUUUAUGUCAGCUGGAAUUGGAUCCCUUGAAAGCAAUACGAAUAUAAAUAUAUAGAUGCAACAUAUCGAGGAAACGAGCCUUUCCUUUUUUUCCAUCGUGGGGGUGGAGGAGAGAGAGAAAUUAUGAAUAAAUUCGCAUUAUCUUGUUUUGGUUCCCUUUUCCUUUUUAAUAGGGGCGGUUGAGAUUCCUCCGUUUUUUGAAGUUUAGGGAGAACAUACUCAAAAACUCCUGGGUGGUUCCUAUUGGAGGGUCCUCUCUAGUGACCAUUUUACCAACCCCUAUAGGGGUCAAUAAAGCUUGUAAAAGUGGCACCUAUGGGGUUUCUAGUUAGUGGUCACUACAGGGGUCAAUAAAGCUUGUAAAGGUGGUCCCUAUAGGGGUUUCAGUUAUUGGGCCCUAAAGAAGACAUGAUAGUCGAUAAUUUUGAUUUUUGAAUAAAAUUGGAAAAUUCAUUCAGGGUCCACUUCAGGGGCUAACGGGUCAGACCGUAAACCCCUAUAGAAACCACUUUUUUGACACCUGUCGAGGCUCUUUUCCCCUUAAACUCAAUAGGGAUCACUCUGAAAUUCCUAAGUCUUACGAUGAGAGCAAAAAAACAUUUUUAAGGACUUUUUAUAGUUAUUUUUAAGUCAGAAAUUUGCUGAACGUUUUUUAAAAUCCGAAAAAAGUCAUUUUUCUAAUGAAAAGGGAUAAUUAUUCAUUUAUUCUUUUCGAUUAAAAAUCAAAUAAACUUGUCCUAUUUUUCCCCCAGCUCUUGAGAAGGAAAAAAAUACAAAACUUUUUUUGAAGCUUCAAUUUUUUUCACAAACCUGUGUAAUUUUUGUCUCCUCGAAUAAAGAAAUUUAUUUAAAAUACAAGGAAGUACCUUGCAAAUUUUCUUUUUUUGCACCUGUCAAACUUAGUGAUCAAAAAUACAUAAAGUUCGUAGGAAGCCAGGUGAAAAUGGUGUUUGCUUGCAUUUUUAACACUGAUGGGAUAAUGGCAAAGUACUUUUUAGCGAAAAAGUAAUAUUUAGUUCAGGAACCAGAAUAGAUGUUUCCAAGAGAAGGAAGUAUUUUUGAACGUUUUUGAAUAGGGGCUAUUAUUUUUUUCUGUUCAGUACUUGAAAAAAAGAGUUUUUGAGGCGAGGAAAUAAAGAAUUUGUAAUAUUUUUUUAUGACUGUUUCUUUUUACUUUUUUUAAAAAAAUUAAAAGCAAGUAUAUUUCAAUAAAAAGAUUUAAAGGCCUUUUUGAGAGCCAAUUACAAUGGAAAAACGUUUUUUUAACUUUUAAAAAGUCUUCAAAAUGUAAGAAUUUGACUAUAAAUUACUAUUAAUCUCAUCAAGGAGUCUGAAAUUUGGACUUGAAAGCUCAGUUUUUUUAUUCCUUGAAGUUGCGAACUUCUGAGUUUUCAAGAAUUAUUGAAUUUUUCAAGUCUCAUCAUGAAAUUUUUAAAUUGAGACAGUUCCCAAAAGAAAAAAAAGGUUUGAAAUGAACUUAAAAACUAUGAAAAAUGAUCCAUUUUUCAGGCGCGGUCCCGGUCCUUUUCAAUUUGAUAUCGCUACCGUUGGUUUUGCGCAAAAGAGAAGCUGCUUCUUUACGGUAAAUAGUUGAUUUCGAUUAAUAUUCUCAAUUUUUCUGAAAAAAACUUUUUUUAUUCUUUCAAACCCGUUUUUCUCGCCACAGACAAAGUCCAAACGACCCCAAAAAGCCCUUAAAAAAAGAAGAGCCUAAAGCUUUUUUUAAGUAACUAAAAAAAGGUGUCAAAAAGUCACUCGGAAUCUCCUUUUUUUCCGCCUUUUUUAAAACCUUCUUAUAAGGUCCUUUCGAAAAAUCUAGAAAUAAAGGCGCCUUUGAGACCUUUUGGACUUUGCCCGUGUAAGAAAUUCCUCUUUAAGGAAGUUAAAAAGUGUCAAAAAAAAAUCAAAGAAAUUUUUGAAAAGGUGUGAAUUAAAAAUUUGAAACUCAAAGGAAACAAUCAAUUAUUCAUUCCCAGCUUUCUGAACAAAAAUCAAUUUUAUUUCGAUUUUUCAGUUCAAACCCGAGUAUACAACCGUUGCUAUGGCUCCUAGUCGUCGACAUUUUGUUAUCUUUGCUCUUUGUCGCCCCGAUUUACAAUUUCGUGACCGAGAAGUUGGUUUUUUUGUUGGGAUUUUGAACGGGUUUGAAAUAAAAACUAUGAAAAUGAGCUCAAAUCGAGAGAAAAACGGAAUUUUGAGAGUUUUUUGUUCGUUUUCUCCUUUUUUACGUCGAGAUAUACUCAGACUUUCAUAAAAGAAAACGGCGAUUCCAUCGUCCUGUGUUGAAUAAAUGGCCGGAAAAAAGGGGCCGUCAAUCAUUUUUGGGUCAGGCAAAUGCGCGCCGCGGAAACGUUUCAAUCACUUCUCUUGCGGGGUAAUCUCGGAGAUUAUGGGAGUCGGGUUACUUCAGAGAGAGGUUUCCAAGAACGUUUGUCAAAGGUCUUAGGCCUUUUAGGGCUUUUCCGGGAAAUCAAAAAUGGGUUUUGAAGGUUUGAAGGUCGGGAAAUGCGGUUUUAAAGGUUUUUUUUAGAGAUAACUUUUUUUGAAUCCACAUCUUUUUGAACUGUAAAAUAUGUUAAUUUUUAAAAAAGCUAUUCUCAAUAGACGUAUCACAACGGCGAAUUUCGCUGAAGAUGCCUUUUUGAGAAUAAAAAUAGGUUUGAAGAUCAAAAACUGUGCUUUCCUUGAUUUCUUUUCCUAAGGUUUGAAUGUUUGAUUUUCUUCAAUCAAGUUCCCGUUUGAUUAUUAAAUUUGCGCGAAGGAAUUUUAUUAGACUUUACAAUAAAUCAGCCUUUAAGUUUGUCACAUACAUCAUUUUUGAUCUAAUAAAUUAAAGGUAACCGGAUUGAACCUAUUUUUCAUGAUGUGGACUUUCCUGACCUUCAAACUUCAAUCUUUCAUCUAAAACAUGCAAGAUGACGCUUUUUGUAGCUCACGUUUUAACAUACUAAUAUUUUUCGAUAAUAUAUUCAAAAGAGCUGGUCAAAGUUCUCCGAAAAAUGUUCGCCGAAAAGCGGAACAUUUAUUUUUGGCCCGAAUAUAUGUGUAAUUGCGGUUGUUGCGAUCUGACCGAGGACCAGAAACAGAGAAAAAAAAAAUGUGUCUUGGCUCAAAGUUUCCGGGGCCAACAGAAAGACUGACAUCCGGAUGGCCCUCUGGUCUAGACAGAAUUUUUUUUUUUCGGAAGAGAAAAUAAGUCAGAGUUGUAUGUGAAUGUGUAUAGUUCGAGGCUGAAUUCUGAAGAAAUUCGAAAAAAGUAUUAUUUGAGGGGAAUAGCCGUUCUAUAGGAAAAAUUAGAUUUUACAUUGUGGUCGCACUUGGAAUGGUUCAGAGCGUCGCGGUUCAAGCUAAAUAUUUUCCAGUGCUUUAUGAUAUCCAGCUGUGAAAGGCGAUUCAAGUCGGCUGCAUCUCAAAGCAACAGCCUAGCCAUUCCAAAUGCGACCUUCAAUAAACACAUUUCUAAAACCUUGAUUCAUUCGAAUAUUGUUUCCGAAAGCUUGAUUUGAAAAGGGUGAAAAUUUACUUUUAUAUGAAUAACUUUUUCAAAACACAGUGCUAAAUUCUCAGUUACUCAUCCAGUAGAGAUCAAAAUUUUGGUGAGAAAAAAAUAUAUUCGGCUGUUUUUUAAGUUUUCGAGCGGUGUAAUUAGAGUUCGAAAAAAGAGAAGAGAUCAUAAAAUAACUAGAAAUUAUGUGGGAGUGUUAUUAGAAAGAAAAACUGGGUGAGUUCAAAAAAAUAUUUGCUGAAAAUUGUGACAAAAUAGUCAAAAAAUCCCCCAAAAAUUCAAAAAUACGAAAAACCCUCGCCUUACAGUUGAUAAGAAUGCUCCUGGAUGAUAUUGGAUGAAAAAUGAUAAGAAUAAAGUUGGUUACACGUUUUUUGAUUAAUCUUUUUCAUCCUGAAAGUUGAAAAGUUCAAAUUUCGAAUUUUCCAGAGGUCAUUUCACGUCGACCAACUGCAUUAUCUACGGCUCCCUGGACAUGAUUUUAUCACUGAUGGAAGUUUUUCUGGCUUGUAUCAUCGCUUUCGAUCGAUACAUUGUUACGAUAGCUCCUAAAUGGGGUAGGGUUUGUAGAAAAAUUAAAGAAAUUUCAAAUCAUUAUGGAACUUACUGCAAGAAUGAAAGACAAGAAGGCGUUUAUAGUGUGAAAAAGAAGGAAAUAUGUCGCAUUUUCCGAAUUUUCGACCUCAAUUCUGAGGGAAACAAGAUUUUGUGGAAGAGAAAAAUAUUCAUACUUAAAUUUCACAAGAAAAUUUGAAUUUAUUGGAAUUCACAUUUUUGAAAAAGAGGUUUUUAGGAAAAUGGCGAUGUCAUGGAAAUUAUCUGAAAUGCAUUGUCGGCGUUUUGAUCGUCAUCUCGGCCUGGAGUCUCGUACCGAUUUUGGGUUACGGUCGCUACAGUACCUUCCAUGAUGACGUCAUCUGCUCGCUGGAUUGGCGGCAGGUUUAAACCAAAAAAAAAGAACGAAAAGCUUGGAAUUCUGGUUACAAGAAGUAACAAAAUAAAAUCAACUAUUAGAUUAUUUAAAUACGCCUUGAACAAGACGCUCUGACGCACUAAGAUCUUUUUUUUGAUCUUAUUUUGCAACUGAAUCUUUUUCAUCCUGAACUAUUGUAGGACAAGGUCCAGAAAAGACGCUCUGACGCACAACGCAUUUUUUUCGAUUCUAUUUUGCAACUGAAUCUUUGUCAUCCUGAGCUACAAACGGACAAGGUCCAAAAAACGACGCUCUGACGCACUAAGAUUUUUUUUUUUUGAUCUUAUUUUGCAACUGAAUCUAUUUCAUCCUGAACUACUGUAGGACAAGGUCUAGAAAAAGACGCUCUGACGCACAACGCUUUCAUUUUUUGAUUUCAUUUUGCAACUGAAUCUAUUUCAUCCUGAACUACUGUAGGACAAGGUCUAGGAAAAGACGCUCUGACGCACAACGGGCUUUUUCCCGGACACUAUUUCAAAACAUUACUCUUAAUGCCUAGAGCCCUAAAAACGGCCUUUUCUGAUCUUGUCAACUGAAAUUCUUCCAUCAGACCCUUUCCUUCGAAAAAAAAAAGAGAUUUUAGGGCAAUAUAAUACCCGAGAUGCCCGAAACGAGACAAACGGCUCAUCGAUAUAUCGCCUUCCUGACGGCCACUUGUUUGGUCUUCUUUUUGAUCCCCGUCUGUGUCGCCAGCUCCUUCUAUUACAGUAUCAUUGAUCAUGUUGAGAGGUCAGUUUUCGGAAGAAAAAGGAUAGUGAAUAGUGAAAAAGUGCCUUUUUCAUGGACUUUGAACAUUUUCGGUUUCAGUAAUUCCUUGAGGGGGAAGUUAAAAAGUUAAUUAAGAGGAAGAAGAUAAAAAAUACUUCUAGCUUUCAACAUUAUUUCGAUGCUUUUUCGAAAAUUAUGCGCGCAUUUGGAAUGGCUCAAAGCUUGCCGGAUUUUUGAAACUGCUCCCGACCAAAUAGCGACUUGCGCGUACCGGCAUUUGAGAACGUCGUUUUUUGAAACGAAACGGGUUUAGCCAUUUUUCCUGACAUUCGAAGCUUUCAGAUUAUAUCCAUGAAACUUUUGAACCUUUUCUCGAUCGUUCGAUGAUUUUUUGAUAAAUCGAGGCCGCAUUUGGAAUGGCUCAAAGCUUGUCGGCUUUUUCAAGUUACUGCGACCAAAAACCAUUUUGAAGUGUCUCAAAAAGUAGCUUUUGAAGCCGUUUUUUGAACAUUGGGCCUAUCUUCCUGUAUCAGAAGCUUUCAAAUUAUAUUUAAUAGAAUUCAAAAAAAAUCAUUAUUUUCAGACUAAACUCGGCCGAAGUCCGUGAAGAUCCGGCGAUAACUCAGCAAACUGCUUGCCCCUGGGCGCCUAGAAAUCACGUUGCCAAGGUUCAAAUUCUCCUUUCACUUCAAAAGUAUACUUUUUUGUCUUCAGAUCGGCCUCGGCGGACUUUUGGUGUCGGUGGUGCCAUUUUUUGCCUACUCGGUCGUCUGUCUCAACCCGAUGAAAUCCGACUUUCACAAUUUAUCCUACGUUGUCGUGCCGGCAAUCCUCAGCCGUUUCAGUACUCUGCUCAAUCCUUUGUUUUAUAUUUGGUGAGUUUUUGAUAUCAUUGAAUCUUUCCCUUACUUUGAAGUUCGCGUAAUGCUCGAAUUUGCAGGCUGAACCCAGAAAUCGUGCCUAUUGACGAGUUUAUCACGAAAAGAUUGACCAAAGCUCGACCGCCAAGGCCAAUGUACCAUACGAUCAACUUGGUAAACAUCAAAUUUGCAUUCACAUUCAAAUAAAUUACGGAUCUUUAGAUUGCGGACGUUCCGGGCAUGUCGUUCCCGAUUCUGACGCCGACGGUUCCACGGCGACAGCUUCCCAAAAUUCCCCCACAUCUUCUGUCGCCCUCCCGACGAUCUCCUGUUGAUGACCCCAAAGAAACCACUCCUAUGCUCUGA